Molecule: messenger RNA, 1797 nt
Organism: Bolinopsis microptera
Lineage: Eukaryota; Metazoa; Ctenophora; Tentaculata; Lobata; Bolinopsidae
Exons: 8
Coding region: 59-1405 (448 amino acids)
Biological process (GO): mitotic spindle midzone assembly; microtubule cytoskeleton organization
Cellular component (GO): spindle; cytoplasm; mitotic spindle midzone
Molecular function (GO): microtubule binding
Source: RefSeq, a predicted model, not a curated record
AGUACACAGAUUAGUUACUAAUGCUGAAAAAGGCGCUUGUUAUUUGUAUGACUGAGAGAUGAAACCGUGUUUUGGAGGUCUAAAUAGUGCUCCUGGGGGAAGAAGGAAGAAGCUGAAUGCGAUCAAGGAGUUUGAGGAUGAUAUGGAGAAGAGAACUAAACGUCUCCACUCUCAAUUAGAGGAACUCACUGAUUUAGUGGACUCGCUCGAGAUAGACAGACACGAGCUGAUAGGAGAAGGACUGAUAGCAGAGGAUCCGGACACUCUGAUACUAUCUGACGAGGCGAUACACCGGAGAUACGAUAUCAUCACUAAAUACCGGAGUGAAGUGAACGAUAACAUGUCCACUUCUAUAGAUCUGAAACACCACAUCACAAGGCUUCACAGACUGCUGCUGAAAGGGGAGACACUACAUGAUUCCAUAUACCUCCACUUCGACUCUCCUAAGCCAUCCUCCUUACAGAUCCUGAAGAGAGAGCUGUCCCGACUAGAACAACUGAAACAAGAGAAACUAGAGGCGUACGUGGGGGGUCUCAGGGAGGAGAUAGUUAACUUCCAGAAACUGUGCUUCCAGACCAGAUGCGAGGUGUCCAGCAGCUCAGACACAGCCCUCGACAGAGAUAGUGAGCUAAGGACCAGCUCCACAGAUACCCUCGACCUGCCCGACAUCAUCCUGGGUGACAUAGAGAACAAGGACCACCUCUCCAAUACUAACCUCAUAUACGAGACUACAAAGGACACAGAUAACAAUGAGGUGUUGUCCAGGGACAAUGGUAGGAUCUCAAUAACGGAAUAUGUGCCUCAACUGGAAGAAGAGCUGGAGACCUGGGAAUCCUUUUACAGAAGUAACUAUGAUGUGUUCGAGCUGAUCAGAAAGUGGAAGGAGCUCAAUGACAGGUUUGCAGAGCUCGAGACGCCCUCGCCUGAUAAAUACAACAAUCGAGGGGGUUCGUUGUUACAGUCACAGAAAGAAGCAGCUAAGAUCUCUAAAGAAAUACCCAAGAUCGAGAGCAAAGUUCUGGCUGAAGUGGAUAAAACUAUUGGGGAGGAGAUCCGAAUAAACGGGUUGAGUUUAGAAGACUACUUUGUGGAGAACAGAGCCACCACUUCUCUCUCCCGGAUCAACAGUUUGCGGAGGUCUCGUAACAAGUCAGGUAAAGGACCCAGACACUCCCCCUCAAGUGAGGAUCACAGUAUAGCCAGGACGCGGAGUCUACGUGAGAAGGCUAGCCCCGACACCAGGAACUGUAGAGUGAAAUCCCCCAGAUCCAGUGUCAGCAUUGCAGACAGUAAGAGUACUGUAGAUGCCUUGUCCAGGAAUUGUUACGGCCCCACGGCCACGUCUAGGAGGUCUAUGAAAAAGAGGGUUUCAAGAGAUGCUGGUUUGGACAAAGUUGGCCGUUGAAGUGAAUCCAGAAGCUGCUAUUUUCAGAUCUUAAGAAGCUAGAACGGUAACUGCUUCCAUUAUUUGCAAUCAAGAGAUAGAAAAGAAAUAGCUAUGUACAAUAUAGUACAGACAGUACUUAUGUACCCAUUUCAAUGUCAACAGAAUCACAGAUCUGGUAUAACAGAGGAUAAUGUCAGUUCAAAACGGUGGGCAGGAUGUGAACUAGUAAUAUAGGGUUGAUAAGGACGCGAACAAGAGGCGAGCAAGGGCUGUUGCUGGUUUUUGUUGUCUAAAAUGAAUUGUUGCGUACAGGCGAUUUCAGUUGAGUUUUUAAUGUACAGAUUUGUUGUUCAGUGUGAAAUAAUUCUAUUGUAUGUAAAGAUUGAGUGUACAAAUUGAACAAUAUUUAA